UCUUAAUGCUGUUCGUGUGUGUGUAUGAUUUUGAAGGAGGAAGCAGUGCUCUUUUAAAUCCAAUAAUGUAAUAUUUCGAAUCCCAAAUGAGGACAAGAUUGCGUUUUGUAAGGACCGAGCUGAAGCCACACCCUCACGAGCAGCAGCAGCAGCAGCGCGUCCGAGGUGUCCUUGGAAACUCCAAGUGCCUCACGCGCGCUGCAGCCGGUCAGGGGUUCAGACCUAAUGCACAGAGCCCGUGAAAGAGUGAUGGAGGCUGAGGUUCGAGAGCACCAUGAAUGACAAAUACCACAAGGCAGCUCGGGAUGGCUACCUUGACUUGUUGAAAGAAGCGACGCGGAAGGACCUGAACGCUCCGGAUGAAGAUGGCAUGACACCGACCCUAUGGGCCGCUUACCACGGCAACCUGGACGCGCUGCGGCUGAUUGUAGGGAGAGGGGGGAACCCAGAUAAGUGUGACAUAUGGGGGAACACGCCACUCCACCUGGCUGCCUCCAAUGGCCAUCUCAACUGCCUUUCCUUCCUGGUGUCGUUUGGUGCCAACGUGUGGUGCCUGGACAACGACUACCACACGCCUCUGGACAUGGCUGCCACCAAGAACCACAUGGCUUGCGUGCGCUAUCUGGACUCCAUCGCUGCCAAGCAGACAACCCUCAACCCCAAGCUAGUAAGCAAACUGAAGGACCGGGCUUUCCGUGAUGCUGAACGGCGCAUCAAGGAAUGCGUUAAACUGCAGCAGAAGCACCGGCGGCGCAUGGAGCGUCAAUUUCAGAGAGACACAAUGGAAGCAUCGGUCUCUGAUGCCAUGAGCUUCUCCAGCUACGCCAGCAGCACCUUGAGUCGCAAGUUACACCACUUCAACACUGCCACUAGUGUGCCAUACUCCCAGGCUACUCUCCAUGCCACAGCCAGGGGCAAAACUAAGAUCCAGAAGAAGCUUGAGAAGAAGAAGCAAGGUGAUGGGACAUUCAAGAUUUACGAAGAUGGCAGGAAGAGUGUCCGCUCUUUGUCUGGCCUGCAACUAGGCAACGACGUCAUGUUUCUGAAGCAGGGAACAUACGUCAACCCUAAGGAUCGGUCUCGUCGAAACAUCCGUGAUAUGUUCAGUAAUGACAAUGAGGAUGCGGUCUCACGUGCCAUCAGUGAACCCGACCUGCACGGUCAUGAUGUAGAUUACUCAGAGAUCAGCACAGACUCGGGCCACGACUCGCUCUUCAACCGGCCUGGCCUGGGCACCAUGGUUUUUCGCCGCAACUAUGUGAGCGGUGGACUUUUUGGCAUCGGUAGGAGAGAUGAAGGCAGUCUAGCAAGCAGCGAACGCCUCGAUAAUGUGCGCCUCCGCAGCCGGAUGCAUCGCGAGCCCGGUCUGGACAACGAUAGCAUCGGAAGCGCCCAUAGCCUGCAAGAGAGGAACAUACAGGAGCUGCCAUGGGAAGACGUGGAGUUGGGGCUGGAUGACGAUGAUGAGCCUGACACCAGCCCUCUGGAAGUGUUCCUAGCCUCACAAAGCAUGAACGAGUUCAUUCCUAUCUUCAAAAGAGAAAAGAUUGACCUGGAUGCCCUGUUGCUGUGCUCUGAUGAUGACCUCAAGAGCAUUCACAUCCCCUUGGGUCCCCGCAAGAAGAUCAUAGACAGCUGUCAGCGCCGAUUGGAGACCAUGGAGGACCCAGGCUGCAUAGAAGAAACUGAGUUGUGAGGUUCUGCCCUUAACGUCUGUUUUUACCUCAGUGAUUGUUGAAGAAAAAGCAAGAGUUUACAGAACCAUUGUUCCCUUUUUCUUUGAAGAUAGUAAUAGUUACAUCAUCAGCAUUUGGCAGGGUACCAUAUAUGCUAAAGGAGUGUCCAGUCCUGCUCCUGAAGGGCCACUUUAUCUCUGGAAGUUUCUACUGAUCCUGGAGACCUUGAUUAGCAUGUUUAGGUAUGUUUAACUGGGGAAGUCAACGAAAUGAAAACAACCUUUGGUAUGAAGAGAGGGUCUCUUGUAAUAAUUUAUUAAUAAUUUUUUAUAGAGAGAUUUAUAGAGGACCAAUGUUGAAAUAGCUGAAAUAUUACCUCUGUAACAGCUGGCUAUAUUACCUCUUUUACUGAUACAAACAACGCAAUAUGCAUAAAAAUGGUAAUUCAGUUCAAAUUGAAUGGUUAUCACGUGUCAUGUGGCAAAUGCAGAGAGUGAAAAUGAGGUCACAUCUCAUUACACGCACUCUUAAUCUCGUAAUAUUUCUGCCCCCAUGGGGCAUAAAUCUCAGUGCCUGUGCAUUCUGUGCCUGCACAUUUCUAGACAAAACUUAAUACAUAAUUCUUUUUUAGUCAUUUGGUACACAACAUAGUGGUAAUUGUACCGUUGUUAUUUUUUGUUAAUACACAGGGAGAUUUGGAUACAUGAUGUAGGCUGAUGGCAGCUUUGGCUAGCUGUUGGACAGCUGAAUUGUGAGCUGUAAAUGGUGAAAUGUACAGUAAAUGGAUUAACAGAAUCUGACAUCAGUGUUGCUUUUGUGGGGACUGUAUGUAGGAUAAAAGCACCCUCACAUUAUGUUGCACAUAAUGUUUACAUGUAUCUGGCCAUAACACGUUUUUUGAAACACGAGUAAUUGGAUGAGCUGGUUGAGUUAGCAUACACAUAGAGCCCUUUGUUGAUCCUUGGAGCGUAGACCUCAUUACCCCCGAGUCAUUUUGUUUAUCACAACAGUAGUUUUCUGGUUGAAUUAAUGUAUAUUGUCAGUAAACAGUAUGGUUCAUGCACAGGUCUGCAGUUUAGCAGGUUCUUGAAAACCUAUCUGUGCUUGAGCUUUAACAUGAUGUCUUCCAUCAAUAUUUGUGAACACCAACAGCAUUUACAGCCAUGUUUUAUAAUGCAUACAUCAACUUUAUUUAUAAUGUUAUUUGUUGGUACGUAACUAUUAAAUUCAUAAAAUUGAAAUUUUAGCAAAA
Cyprinus carpio (common carp) is the source of this 2928-nucleotide messenger RNA. RefSeq names its product pre-mRNA splicing regulator USH1G-like. NCBI's taxonomy places the organism in Eukaryota, Metazoa, Chordata, Actinopteri, Cypriniformes, Cyprinidae. Gene Ontology annotation, molecular function: protein binding. The record is from RefSeq and is a predicted model, not a curated record. Gene Ontology annotation, biological process: sensory perception of sound; sensory perception of light stimulus; equilibrioception.